Molecule: messenger RNA, 1146 nt
Organism: Juglans regia (Persian walnut)
Lineage: Eukaryota; Viridiplantae; Streptophyta; Magnoliopsida; Fagales; Juglandaceae
Product: class V chitinase-like
Exons: 1
Coding region: 1-1146 (381 amino acids)
Biological process (GO): carbohydrate metabolic process; chitin catabolic process
Cellular component (GO): extracellular region
Molecular function (GO): chitin binding; chitinase activity
Source: RefSeq, a predicted model, not a curated record
AUGGCCUCCAGUCCUACUGGUGCUGCUGAUGACGCUCCAGUCGUGAAAGCCGGAUGCUGGUUUUCUGCAUCCGGCCACUCGGUCAACCAAAUCGAUCCCACCCUUUUCACUCAUCUCUACGCUGGCUUUGCCGUGGUCAAUAAAACUCCGUUAGAAGACAGUGUGAUCACCUUUCCUCCCAACAACGAGUAUAUAUUCCAAACCUUCCCAGAAAGCGUCCAACCACAUGGGAAUACUCACGCUCAUAAGGUGAAAGCUCUUUUAUCCAUCGGUGGUCCUGAUUCUGAUGAGACUCCUAACAUAUCUGAAGCCAUUGCCUACCAGGUUAGCGAUCCUAAUAGGCGUACAACAUUCAUAAAGAAGUCCAUAAAACUAGCCAGGAAGUACAAUUACGAUGGCCUGGACCUCUGCUGGCUGUACCCCUCCAAUGGCGCAUAUCCCAACCUGCUGGCCGAUUUUAUCUUAUUCCUCAAUGAAUGGCGUCUUAAUGUGAACGAGGACAAAAAUAAGCCUAAGUUGCUUCUAACUGCAACGGUCUUUCACCACCCGGUCAUUCCUAGUAUAGACGGUAACGAUUUCAGUUAUCCCAUUGAGGCUCUUUCUCGCAAUAUGGACUGGAUCAAUGUACUGGCCACUGACUUCUAUACUCCCUCCAACUCAGCGACGAAGACUGGACCGGUUCAUGCGUGGCUUAAUCCUAAAGAGGAAAAGACGUGUGGAAGUCAUGGAAUUGGUAUGUGGACUGAAGGUAGUAAAAUUGAGACAAAAAAAUUAGUCCUCAGCCUUCCAUUUUAUGGCUACGAAUGGACUCUGGAAAAACUUGCGGAACAUGCAUUCUUUGCACCGGCUAAACAAGGAAGUAAGCUCCCCAUUGAAUACAGAAAAAUCAAGGCGGACUAUCUCGAUAAGCAUAAAUGCCCUGUCGUGGAUGGUGGCGAGUAUGUUGCUGCCUACUUAUAUUCCGGUGCAACUUGGAUUGGCUUUGAUGAUGAGCAGUGGAUCUCUACUAAGAUUAAGUUGGCGGUUUUGGGAAUGAACUUGCGCGGUUACUUUGCUUGGGAUGUGACCGCCGACGACGACAAUCACACUCUCUCAAAUGCAGGUAAUUGGCAGCAUAUAUAUGGAUUCAAUAAUAUUUGCAUCUGA